CCAUUAAACCCGACGGGGCGUUGGAGCAAAUACCCGGAUUCUAAAACCCUGGCAUUUACCCGCUCACAAAUUCUUCCACCACCGGAGCUCCGUCGAGGAAGACGAAGAGAAACUCAAAUUGAGAAUGGGGACGUCUGUGCAGGUUACGCCAUUGUGUGGAGUGUACAACGAGAAUCCCCUUUCCUACUUAGUCUCAAUCGACGGCUUCAAUUUCCUCAUAGACUGCGGUUGGAACGACCAUUUCGACACCUCCCUUCUCGAACCUCUCUCCAGGGUAGCUUCAACUGUGGAUGCUGUCUUGCUAUCACACCCAGACACACUUCACCUUGGUUCUUUACCGUAUGCCAUGAAGCAACUUGGACUUAGUGCUCCAGUUUUUGCAACUGAACCUGUUUACAGAUUGGGCCUCCUGACCAUGUAUGAUCACUAUCUGUCUCGAAAGCAAGUAUCCGAGUUCGAUUUGUUUACGCUGGAUGACAUUGAUUCUGCAUUCCAAAACAUAACCAGAUUGAACCAAUCUCAGAACUAUUAUAUGUCUGGAAAAGGAGAAGGAAUUGUUAUUGCUCCCCAUGCAGCUGGUCACCUUUUAGGGGGCACGAUUUGGAAGGUGACAAAAGACGGGGAGGAUGUUAUAUAUGCUGUUGACUUCAAUCAUCGAAAAGAAAGGCAUUUGAAUGGAACAGUUUUGGAGUCUUUUGUGCGCCCUGCAGUUUUAAUAACUGAUGCAUACAAUGCUUUAUUGAGUAAUCAGCCUCCAAGACGUCAAAGAGACCAACAAUUUUUAGAUACCAUACUGAAGACACUGAGAACAGAUGGAAAGAUAUUAGUACCUGUAGAUACUGCUGGUCGAGUGUUGGAGCUAGUUUUAAUACUGGAACAGUUUUGGGAGCAGCACCACUUAACAUAUCCUAUCUACUUCCUGACAUAUGUUUCUUCAAGCACGAUUGAUUACGUCAAAAGUUUUCUUGAGUGGAUGAGUGACUCAAUAGCAAAAUCAUUCGAGAACACACGAGAGAAUGCUUUUGUUUUGAAAAAUAUAACUCUUUUGGUCAGCAAGAGCGAGCUUGAAAAAGUUCCUGAUGGCCCAAAGAUUGUCUUAGCAUCUAUGGCAAGUUUAGAGGUUGGAUUUUCUCAUGAUAUUUUUGUUGAAUGGGCUGCUGACUCGAAGAACCUUGUACUUUUUACUGAGAGGGCCCAGUUUGCCACACUGGCUCGUAUGCUUCAAUCAGAUCCUCCUCCGAAGGCGGUUAAAGUUACUAUGUCAAAGAGAAUCCCAUUGGUUGGAGAGGAGUUGGCUGCUUAUGAAGAAGAGCAAACUCAGAAAAGAAAGGAAGAAUCCCUUAAAGCUUCUUUGAUCAAAGAAGAGGAAGCAAAAGCGUCUCUUGGGGAGGAGCUCGCAGUUGGUGGUCCUAUGAUUAUUGAUGCAAACAUCAAACAACCUUCUUCAAAAGCUUCUGGUUUGAAACAUGGAGCUUUCAGGGAUGUAUUGAUUGAUGGAUUUGUUUCACCACCAUCUAGUGCGGGUCCCAUGUUCCCCUUCUAUGAAAACACCUCAGAAUGGGAUGAUUUUGGUGAGGUCAUCAAUCCCGACGAUUAUACAAUCAAGGAUGAAGACAUGGACCAGUCCUUUAUGCAAGUUGAUGGUGACCUCAACGGGAAGCUUGAUGAAGCAGCUGCGAGUCUGAUGCUUGAUACAACACCAUCAAAAGUAGUAUCUUCUGAGCUAACAGUAUACGUCAAGUGUUCAUUGGUCUAUAUGGAUUUUGAAGGUCGUUCUGAUGGCAGCUCAAUGAAGAAGAUUCUAGGCCACGUUUCCCCAUUAAAACUUGUCUUGGUGCAUGGCUCAGCCGAAGCCACUGAGCAUUUAAAGGAAUACUGUUUGAAAAAUGUUUGCCCAGAUGUAUAUGCUCCUCAAAUUGAAGAAUCAAUUGAUGUCACUUCAGAUUUGUGCGCUUAUAAAGUUCAACUUUCCGAGAAAUUAAUGAGCAAUAUCCUGUUUAAGAAGAUUGGAGAUUACGAAAUAGCAUGGGUUGAUGCUGUAGUAGGCAAGACAGAAAGCGAUACACUGUCUUUGCUUCCUCUUUCAACAACUCCUCCACCACCACAUAAGACAGUCUUGGUGGGCGAUAUAAAAAUGGCAGAUUUCAAGCAAUUUCUCGCGAGCAAAGGAAUCCAGGUGGAAUUUGCUGGAGGGGCUUUGCGAUGCGGUGAGUAUGUGACCCUGCGAAAAGUCGGAGAUUCGAGCCAUAAGGGUGGUGGUAAUAUUCAGCACAUUAUUCUCGAAGGUCCCUUAUCGGAGGAAUAUUACAACAUUCGCGAUCAUCUGUAUUCACAGUUUUACCCCCUUUAGAUUGCAGAUUAGUUCACCUUCUUUUUUUCUCUCUUAGGAAUUAUGCAUAACAUUUACUAGUUUUUUUUUUUUUUUUUAAUAUUUCCUUUUCAUUUGCUAUUAUACAUAUAAUAUAAAUAGUAACUCAUGUUUGAUGAAUGUACUUGAAUGUUUAUAAUUUCAAUGUGAUUUCUAGAAUUUAUAUUUAAUUUGUAAAUUUUUAUUCUUUUCCC
Erythranthe guttata (spotted monkey flower) is the source of this 2562-nucleotide messenger RNA. RefSeq names its product cleavage and polyadenylation specificity factor 100 (gene CPSF100). NCBI's taxonomy places the organism in Eukaryota, Viridiplantae, Streptophyta, Magnoliopsida, Lamiales, Phrymaceae. Gene Ontology annotation, molecular function: RNA binding. Gene Ontology annotation, cellular component: mRNA cleavage and polyadenylation specificity factor complex. Gene Ontology annotation, biological process: mRNA 3'-end processing by stem-loop binding and cleavage. The record is from RefSeq and is a predicted model, not a curated record.